AUGUCGCACACUGUUCGAAGGUAUCUGUUAGUCUGCCGUUGCCCGUCUGCCUUCAACGGAAUUAUUUCUGGGACAUCGGCGAACAACUUGCGCUGCACUGUAUACAGGGUCUCGAGACUUGAGCGUGGCCGAUUGGGUCGGCUGUCGGAUCUUCCCGGCUGUGACCGCCGCGGAGCUGAGCCUCUCCCUCGAACCUCUCUCCUCACAGACACGACAACAACAGCGCAGAGUAUUCCAUCGCAUCGCAUCGACGUGCGCAGCCUCACUGGCCCCAUAACUCCCAUGUCCUCGCAGCAGUCACCUUCUGGUCGCACCGCUCUGUCACCGUCACCGUCACCGUCUCCAGGGUCUGUGUCACCGCCGCCGACGACGAGCGGGCUCCCACCAUCGCCUCCUGCGUCUCCGCUCCCCAAGCAGCUCAAGAAGGCGAGCGGCCUUCCCUCUCUCUCCAGCGCGCGCGCAUCUGCCUCUUCUCCAUCACGCUCCUCCUCGCCACCCUCUACGUCCGAAUCCCUUGCCCGGCAGACAAAGCUUCGCGACAUUGCCAGUCAGAUUGCCGGCUUACGGUCCGAUCACCACGCAGAGCGCCACUCUCAGCUCCACGCCAUCUGCCUCAGUCCAUACACGCUCGCCGACUUUGAACACUAUCUUCUGCACGAACAUCGAGAUCGGGGGCUGUCGGCGUGGUGGCAGCAUCGGGCGCGCUACGAAUACGGCGCCGAGACAAAUGCAUUGCAGCUGUGGAUGCCGGGGGAGAUUCACGAGCGCUUCAUUCGGAGCUUUGCUACCGAGCUGACUGAACAACUUGCACAUACAAUCCGCAACCUCAAUGGAUCUGAAUGGAGGCGUGUUGUAGAAGCAUUGAGUGACGUAUGUGAUACGGGCAGUCCGAACUUGAAGCUGCACUGGGAAGAGGAUGCAAUUUCAUACCCAAGGCAGCCCGACGCAUCGUUCAAACACUCCUCCCACAAUACAACAUAUCCCACUUUUCUUCUCGAGGUCGCCAAGACGGAAAGUUUGGACAAGCUGCAGAGAGACGGGCACAACUGGAUCUCCGGCACGCAGGCCUUGGUGAAAUGCGUAGUGGGCGUCCACCUGGAUCCUGUGAAGAAUGACCAGAGGGCAAUCAUCAGUGUGUGGCGAGGGAGUAGGGAAGAGGAUGAGUUCACAAUUGAAAUGCCAGUCCGAGAGGAGGAGUUCCGUUCAGCGGACGGCCAACCUGUUCCUGGAAUGCUGCGCCUCUCCGCCUGGGACCUCUUGAGUGACUCUGUCUUGGCUGAACAUUUUCCGGAUCUUCUUCCUGCCACGCUCCAGUCUGUGUUUAUCGACAUCCCAUAUGCACGACUCGCUGCAAUGCUUCAGAAAGCGGAAGCGCCGCCAGACGACAACAUCGUGGCUCGCGAUACGAAGAAGCUGAAAGGUCCCAAACGGAAGCGAAGUUCCUCGCCGGAAGAAUUGAGCGAUAACGCAGAGGCCAAUUUCGUGGCGCAUGAAGCAAAGGCACAAAAGCGAGCCAAGGCAGAGGCUGGACCUUCUUAUCAUGGGCGCAGGGGCAGGCAUUUGCCAGCAGAAUCUUCCCGAUCACUCCGAUCACGACCUCUACCAGUUGCCGUCUCGAGAAGAAACCUGAUCGCCGCACUCUCGACCCCCAACACAUCUUCCUUCUUCAUGGCACGACCCUUCUUCUCCCGAGCUCAGCAGAGAGUCCUGGCACCACGACACCCACUCCGCAUGUUUUGCUGUCUCGGUAUCGCGUGGUUCGCACAAAAACGCAUUGGCGACUUUGAUGUCUCGGCGUAUCGAAUUCGAGCAAGCGGCUCCAAAGUACGACAUGCCCUGCGCGACGAGAUGACUUCCCGAAUGGAAGGACAAUUCUCAUUCUUGGGGUUGGUUUUCGAGAGAGAUUGGGAACUGGGAGUACAGAUCUUGGAAGGCUUGUAG
Molecule: messenger RNA, 1941 nt
Organism: Pseudocercospora fijiensis CIRAD86
Lineage: Eukaryota; Fungi; Ascomycota; Dothideomycetes; Mycosphaerellales; Mycosphaerellaceae
Exons: 4
Coding region: 1-1941 (646 amino acids)
Source: RefSeq, a predicted model, not a curated record